This is a messenger RNA of Girardinichthys multiradiatus, 784 nucleotides long. Its product is annotated as Galectin-related protein A-like. The record is from RefSeq and is a predicted model, not a curated record. Lineage: Eukaryota; Metazoa; Chordata; Actinopteri; Cyprinodontiformes; Goodeidae. Gene Ontology annotation, molecular function: carbohydrate binding.
AUGGCAACAAGCGGGAUUUGCCCUGGAGGCAGAGUCAGUCGGUCCUCAGUUGGUAUCACCGCCCCAGCCUCCACACUGCAUCACGCCCUGAAUGGAAUGGAUGACCAGGACAAGAAAGAAAAUGGGGAGUACGUCGGAGAGAUUAAAGGUGGAAUGCGGCCUUCAAUGAAACUGGUCGUCAUGGGAAUUAUUGAUAAAAAGCCCAAGAGCAUUGAGGUGACCCUGUCCUGCAAGCCUCAGGACGAGGACGCAGAGGGGGACGUGGGUCUGCAGCUGAAGGUCAGUUUCAUGAAUAAGGCUGUCCAACGUAAUGCCCGCUUGGCUGGGAAGUGGGGUCCAUGUGAAAAUACCCUCUCCUUCUUUCCCUUUGCUCCUGGAGAAGCCUUCAAGAUGGAGAUCGUCUGUGAACACCAGCAGUUUCGUAUCUUGGUGGACGGCCAGCCUCUGUGUGGCUUCACCCACCGACUCUCCAAGCUUGCCUCCCUCACUGCCUUAAGAGUCUUUGGAGACCUACAGCUCACCAAGGUUGCCUAGCACCAGCCUCUCACUGACAGAAAGCUGAACUGAGGGCAGUACACACCACCAUUAGAUUAGAACUUCUUUUUGAUUCACCUUCAUCGGGAUGUUUCGAUGUUUUAGUUCGCCAACCAAGUUGCACCCGCCUUGUAAUCCUACGUUGAGACAAAGUGCCUUCACUAAGAUUACCUGUCUGGGGACUUGAAGAUGUUGACUGAAUGUGACAGUCAUCGCACGUCUUAAAUCAAAUAAAGAAUGUGGUUUUGUA